AUGUCCGGCAGCUCGGGCAAAGGUGCUUCCGCGGAGACGUUGCGAGGCAUCCGUCCGAGCGAUGCGGUGCUGUGCGAGAAGUGCCGCAAGUCCAGGGCGCAGAGCGUCGCCAGGCAGGGGCGGAAACUCUGUGCGGAGUGUCUGGUGAGCGCCAUAGCGAAGAAGGUGUCCGCGGAGAGCCGCAUGGGCGGCCUGGUCGGGCACGGGGAUCGGCUGGUUGCGGGCCUCAGCGGGGGCGCAGGUUCCAGCGCGAUGCUGGAGGUCCUCAAAUCGUUCCAGUCGGUCGUGGUCGACAGGCCGGAGCGCGGGAAGGUCGUGUACGACCUGGUGGGCGUGCACGUCGACGAGGCGGGCGCGCACGGCGCGAGCGGCGCGGGCGGAGCCCGGGACAUCCCGCCGCACGCGCGGCGCGCGGUGGAGGCUGUCCAGGCGCUGCACGGCGGCCCUCGCGUCCGCCUGGCCGUGGUCAGGCUGGAGUGGGCGCUGUCGGCCGAGCUGCUGGACCGGGCGCGCGCGCCGAGCGCGGACGGGCCGAGCGACGCCGACGUCGCUGCGCUCGAGCGAGAACCUCCGCAGGAGUUGACGGAGCGGCUGCUGCAGCUUCUCGGGGCCGUCAGGGAUGAGACGGGCCGGGAGGACCUGAUCGCCGCGCUGCGCGGGCACCUGCUGGCGACGGUGUGCCGCGUGCUGCGGUGCAACAAACUCGCGCUCGGGGAGAGCGCGACGCGCAUGGCGAUCAACGCGCUGUGCGACUCGGCCAAGGGCCGCGGGUACUCCAUGACCGCCAACACGAGGUGGUGCGACGCGCGACUGUCGGCGCUCGGUCUGGGCCCGACGGUGGUGCGUCCGAUGCAGGAGGUGACGUCGCGGGAGCUCUGUCAGUACGGGCGGCAUCACGGGCUGCCCAACGCGCCUCCGUACCGGUCCCUGCAGAAGAGGCCCUUCGUGUCCAGCAGCAUCAACAGCAUCGUUGAGAACUUCCUGGGGGACAUGCAGGAUAUUUUGCCGUCGUCGGCGUCGACCGUCCUGAAGACCUGCUCGAAGCUCAUGGCCUUCCAAUUCAACGAAGUGCGCGCGGCAGCCCCCGCGGUCAUGGACGUCGGUCACCGCAGCGCCCCGCACGGCAUGCAGGUGCGGCAGGAGCGCGAGCAGGCGAAGCGCGCGGCGGCGUCGAGCGCGGGCAUCGCGAGCUCCGUGGACGACACCGACGGCCCCCCGCUGCCCUGCGCCAUCUGCACGGGGCCGCUCUCGCCGCACGAGGUCCAGCAGGGCGCGGCGAGGGCGCGGGCGGCGGACGACGGCGCGCACGGGGACGCGUCGGCGCGGGAUCUGUUCGACGCGGCGGGCUGCGACAGCUGCCGGGAGCAGAUCCUGGACCUGCCCGUGUACCUGCAGCCGAGGGCGCAGACCCGCGCGCAGGGCGCCGACCCCGCGCCGUUCAUGCCUCCCGGGAUGCUGGAACUCGCGCGGGCGGUGCGCACCGCGCUGGCGGUGCGUUCGGGCGCGUCGGCGGCGGGCGCCGACCCUGUGUGCGAGGAGCGGGAAGCGGGGGCCGCGGAACCGGCGCUGCGGCGGAUGGAGCGCGAGGAGAUGCGCGCUGCGCUCGAGGGCUGGCUGCUCGAGGACCAGGCGUGA
This is a messenger RNA of Pedinophyceae sp. YPF-701, 1635 nucleotides long. The record is from the annotation of a GenBank genome assembly. NCBI's taxonomy places the organism in Eukaryota, Viridiplantae, Chlorophyta, Pedinophyceae.